This is a messenger RNA of Sphaerulina musiva SO2202, 1893 nucleotides long. RefSeq names its product Clavaminate synthase-like protein. The record is from RefSeq and is a predicted model, not a curated record. The transcript has 3 exons. Bases 1 to 852 code for a protein of 283 amino acids. NCBI's taxonomy places the organism in Eukaryota, Fungi, Ascomycota, Dothideomycetes, Mycosphaerellales, Mycosphaerellaceae. Gene Ontology annotation, molecular function: 2-oxoglutarate-dependent dioxygenase activity.
AUGCUGCGCAGAUGUCCAUUGGCCGUGUCACGAGCACAAUGUAGGCGCCAUUAUUCCGCCCCCAUCAACCAGCCUCGACCAGUACGCGAAUUGCCCGAUGCCUCGCUCGAGACGUUUCAACAUCUUGCCUUCGAACCCGCCAUACCUGCUCUAUUCCCUCGCAAGCAAUUUUGUAGCCUCCCCGCCGUGAGCAAGUGGUUUCUGAGAAGCUCCAAGCACGGCCAUGUCGUCCUCGAUACCACAUAUCUGUCCAGAUUCGGCGAUGCGGUUGUACCGCUGGAGAUCUCGAAUGAUGACGGCCAGUUUGCCAGAGUAGAGCAGUCUCUGAGCUUCUUUCUCGACAUCCCGAACUUUACGAAGCCAACCGCCCGCGUCUAUCUUGCGCAGGCCUCACUUGACGACUUUCCUAGAGCUUUAGCUGACGAUGUCCCUACGCCCGAGGCUGUUCUACGUGCUGGCAAGGGAGACGUCUACGGCGCUUCUCUCUGGAUCGGCCAGGCCCCGACUUACACACCUCUGCAUCGCGAUCCAAACCCCAACGUAUUUGUACAGCUCGCUGGAAGGAAAGCAGUGAGGAUAUUCGAGCCACAUGUUGGGCGCGGCAUAUUUGCCAAAGUGCAAGAGCAAAUCGGCGCGACCGCCUCCCCAACGAUGCGCGGCGAAGAGAUGAUGCAGGGCGAAGAGAAGGAGGCUUUGGACAGAGAAGUUUGGGAAUCUGCUGCACAUAUAGGUGACUGUUACGAAGCUGAGCUCGAUAGUGGCGAUGGCCUCUUUAUCCCCAAAGGAUACUGGCACAGCGUGAAAGGUGUUGGCGAGGGCAUGAUAGGAUCCGUCAACUGGUGGUUCAGGUAGUGUUCAAGAGUACCUAGGUAUCGAGAGAUACCCAAGACAGCCCGCUUUUGCGUUGCAGAGAGGUACGCGCAAACGUGCAACUUGAGGUCAUAGUGGUUGCAUCUUCCCGACGUACACUGGUGCCGCUCUAGGUACGUCUCGGGCUGAGCGACCUGUUGAUUGCGCCAUUGCGUUGCGCAACAGGAUCGAUCACGAAUUCUGCAAAAGCACUUGCAUCGAAGGAUGAUGGAUGACCCGGUGUGCAUGCACAUACAGUCGCACGUACGAGUACCUACCUGUUUCUCGCAGCCCACUCAGCAGACUUUGCAGCUUCGUCCUGUAAUCUCGCAUCGAAGGAUCUCUGUGGACGUUGAGUGGCCGCUGCUGAACUCAUGCCCUCGUGCGCAGAAGGCGACACCGUAUCUGAUGAUGCUCCGGUGUGCUCGCUCCCUGCAACAUUAGGCGUUCAGCCCGCUUGGCAAAAACGCCAGCACAACUCGCACAAGGCUGCCGAUCGAAGUAGCACUGCACGCGACGUAGCAAAGCAAGGCCGACACCCGUCAAAUAGGUCUGAAACCGAUACAGAUCUCCAGCAGCGUUUGGGCAUUUGAAGGCCUACAUAACCAAGCUGGUAUUGCGCCGAAAUUCAAGACUCCCAAAUGCUUCUGCCAGAUCAGCGAACCGUCUGUGAGCCGGAUCAUUAAUGGAGGCUUGCGUUCUGAGAGAGAGCGAGCUGACAAGGCAGCUUACUCCUUCCUUUCGGCACAAAUUCUUCUGGACAGUACCAUGCCAGCCAUGUGUUGUACGGUACUUAAAUACUUUCACUAGGUCUUGAAAUAUUCGUGGCUCAGGCGAUCUGCACUCGUACGUGAGGUCAGUAGUAAGCUCACUGAACAUUUCAUUGACUGUCCGCGUCCAUUUUGUUUUUCUCCCUACACUCUUGUUCAGGCACAACAGCUUCCUGCAUACCACCAACGAUUCAGGCCUGAUGAGUGAAACACCUGUCAUGUCCUGUCCUAGCGGCGGAACAUUCUAUGCUUGUGGUGAUGGUAGCAAAUUCAC